Messenger RNA from Argiope bruennichi, 7855 nucleotides. Its product is annotated as tyrosine-protein phosphatase non-receptor type 13-like. Gene Ontology annotation, cellular component: cytoskeleton. The transcript has 34 exons. NCBI's taxonomy places the organism in Eukaryota, Metazoa, Arthropoda, Arachnida, Araneae, Araneidae. The coding region runs from base 141 to 6149 and encodes 2002 amino acids. Gene Ontology annotation, molecular function: protein binding. The record is from RefSeq and is a predicted model, not a curated record.
ACCUGAGUGACAGAUGGCGGCUUUUUGUAACUGUUGAUUGAUAAAUGUCACAAUUUUAAAUUUAAUGACCGAUAUGAAGUGCAGAUCUCUCAAAUAAUGGGUUAUAAACUGUUGUUAACUAAUGUGUGUGAUGUUGCCGAAUGCUGUUUGUUUACGCCGGGUCUUGGAAUAAUUUUAAAGCCAUGCCUGUGCUAGAAAAUGUGCAAGUUUCUUUGAAUGAAAUACUUGAGGUUCGAGGACAACCCCUGGAAGAAUGGGAAUUAUGGGGUGUUCUUUUUCAAACAACACAAGCAGUGCAGGAUAUAUUUUUGCGAGGUCAGGCAUGCAAAGAUGGAGAGCCCCAGCAUUUAGUGACCCCUCAAAAUGUGCUGUGCUCUGCUAUGGGUCGAGUAGUUUUGAAUACAUGCUUCCCUGAUAAAAUUAAAGGGACACCAUACUGGUGUCGAGAGUUAAAUAAUGAAGAUUUCAAUUCACAAAGUUCUAUUUUAGACAAAAUAUAUGUAUUCACUAUUGGCCAAACACUUCUCUAUGCUGCACAUUACGGUGAAACAGAGAACAAUAAGAAAAAAUUGUCACCACUGAUUAAAACUGUCUUUCAAGCAAUGUGCCAGAGUGAUAUUGAUUUACGCAUGGAUUUAUCUGACGUAGAUCAGGUUUGCAGUUUACAUGCAGAAAAAUAUAUGAAUGGCCUUACAUUCAUGAAAGCAGUUUCAAAGUUACAUCAGGAAGUUCUAGGAAGUUUACCAGAAAAUGAAAUAUUGGCUCAGGUAGAUCAGGAUUUUAUGAUGGAGGAUGAUUUUGAAGAUUACAAAGGUGAGGAUGAACCAGACACAGAUUAUUCGACCAAAUAUUUAUCAUAUGGGCAAAGACUUGGCUAUCAUCCGGAAUUUUCUUCAAAUGCUAAUUCCCAAAAGAAGAAGAGAACUCCAAAAGAACUAUGGAAAGAAGCUUAUAGGAAAGUUCUUGAACAAAUACGAAAAUCAAAGAAAACAUUUCGUAGUAAAGAGGAAGUUCUUUCAGCUUGGAAGGCUCACAAAGCUCACCAGUCAAUCUUCAGAGUGUAUGAAGAAUUGACUGAACGAAGAAAAAUGUUAGAAUUGCUGCGAUUAAGCAUUAAUAUUGGGCCUGUUGCCACAGCAGAUGUGGAUAAAAACCCACUUCUUAUUACUGGACUUAAACCAAAAACAAUUGCUGAAUUAGUAUUAUUGCUUCAGAGACCUAAACAUACUACCAUUUGUUCUAAGUCAUAUGAAGAAGAACCAAAGAAUGAGAAUGUUCUGAGAAAUGAUAUAGCUAAAUCUAGGUCUCGCCUCAGCUCCUCAUCCUUUUCAUCUCUUAGCAGUGAAUGUAGUGAAAAAGCCUUUUACAAUAUUGAUAAAAUUGCUUUGAAUGAGCCAUUUUCCGAAAAUUCUGCGUUUCAUUGUUUUGCAGGGCCUGAAUUCAUCAUUAACCAGUUAAAACCUCAUACUAGAAUUUCUCCAUUUUGUACAGAUAAGGAAUUUCACAAUUCUGCUUUUACUGUAAUUAUUGAUCUACUGAAUGGCGAUUCACUGGAUAUUGAGUGUAUACCAUCAGUUACUGGAAAACAAUUAUAUCAAGCUGUUGCUGAGUAUCUCAAACUUAGAGAACGAUAUUUAUUUGGUUUGGCAUAUAUUUAUGGAGAAGAACACAUAUUUAUUGAUAAAAAGCAAAGGAUAUUUGACUUGUUACAUUCCUGUUCAGCCCUUUCAAGAAAUCGAAUUCUGAUACAUUUGAGAGUCAAAUUCUACUUGAAUGAUAUUCAUUUAAUGAGGACUCCUAGUUUAAGACAUCUUUAUUAUCUACAGUUGAGGAACGAUUUCUUAGAAGGGAAUUACUGCUGUGAUAAUAAUAUUGCUUUGUCUAUUGGUGGAUUAGCAUUGCAAGCUGAAUUUGGAGAUUAUGAUUCUUCUGUUUAUGGAAAAGAAUAUUUUAUGUUAGAACAUUAUUUACCAUAUUUCACUAUUGAAAGAUUAAAUAGAAGUGUAGCAAAGACAAAACUACAUGAACAUCAUCUUAAAUUGGAAGGAAUAUCCAAAGAAUUAGCCGAACUAAAAUAUAUACAGGCUCUAAUGAAAUUAUCUGAAUUUGGAUGCCAUUUUUAUAAAGUUUUUCAGGAUAAACGGAAUUAUACAUCUGCUGUUUGGUUGGGAAUAAAAUCCACAGGAAUUCAGGUUUAUGAAAAAGUUGCUGGGAAAAGAAGUGCGUGUCAGUUUUAUCCGUGGCAAAAUAUCAAACGGCUCUCAUUUUGUAAAAAAUAUUUUUGCAUAUCACCAAGGACGGAAAGCUACUCAGGGAAACACGUUAUUUAUCGAUUCUUCACAGCAAUAAAUGGCAGGAGUCAUUACCUUUUCAUGAUAUCUAUGGCUUACCAUAAAUUUUUUCUAAAACUUAGAACUGUUUCAAAAGCUUCUGAAAUUUUUAUAGAGGAUUUAGAUGAAGAAUAUUUGUAUUUCUGUGAUAAAGCAGGAAUGGAGAAAGAGAUUGGUUGUGAUUUGUACGAUACCAAAGGCAAAUUUCAAUGGAAAACCAAAACUUUAAGGCACAGAAGCAGUUCACAAAAUGAUUUAGAGUUUCUGAAUGAUCCUUAUGUUUUGGAAACAUCUCAACCAAAGAAAAUUUAUGAAUUAAAACAUGGAGCUAAAGCACUAAAUAAAAUUCAAAAGAAAACUGCAAUAUCAAAUUUCAUUACAAGGUCUUCAUCUGCACCUAAUCCACUAAAGAAGGGGAGAUGUGAUUAUACUAAUAAACUUCCUUUAUCUGGAGAGCCUUCUCGAGUUCCAAGUACAAUUCCCAGGGCUUCAUGUGGAAAACGGAGCAUGAAAUUUGUGAAACUUCACAAAGACCCUAAACUUGGAUUUGGUAUGGUUAUAACUUGUGGCAAUACUUAUGAUACAAUUUUACAUGGGGCAUUUGUAGAAUCAGUCCAUAAUGGAAGUCCUGCAGAUAUAGAUGGUAAUAUUAGCCCAGGUGAUCAGAUAAUGUCUGUUAAUGGUAUUGAUGUACAAAAUGAUCAUUUCUUAACAGUUGUAGACCUUUUGCAAGGUACAUCCGGUGUUGUUGAUCUUGUUAUUGCCAAAGGGAAUAAUAAAAUUUCAACCGAUUUUUCUCAACUUGUUAAAAAAGAAAUAGCUGAGAAACCAUUUACUCAGACCAAAACUUGGAUUGUUGGGAAUGAAACAACAAAGAAUACAAUGCCAUCACUUGAGAAACUUGAAGUAAAAUCAUAUGAGAAUGGUGUUCCAGUUCCAAGGCCUAGAAAGAAGUGGAUUGAACAAGAAAAAUCCUUGUCAUUCGAUGGUCCUGAUCUGACUUUAAACCAUUCUUCAAAUCUUAAUCCUGAGAAAAAAUGGAAUAAAGUAGCUGACAAUAAUAAUAUUUCUGGAGACAAUAUACCUGAUAUUAUUGCAUCCCAAAUAAAGAAUUUGGGUUCAUCUGAUCUUGUGUGCAAAAAUGACGCAAACUCAGAUGAAUGCGAUGCUUUUCUUCCCUUAAAUAGAAAUGUGGAUGAAAACUUCCUUUUGCCUGGAGAAAUAUUUCAUGUUGUUCUAGAUAAGAAAGGUGGUUCCUUAGGAUUAAAUAUUUAUCAAGGAACUGAAUCUAAUGGUACAGAACAAACAACACCAGAAUGGCAUAUCUAUAUUCAUUCUGUUGUUCCAAAUGGUGCAGCUGAUUUAGAUGGAAGAAUAAAACCAGGUGAUAAACUUCUUGAGGUGGAUGGAGAACCUUUGGAAAAUCUGUCCUAUCAGGAAGUUGUCACAAAGCUCCGAGAAACCCAACAAGUAGCACAUCUGGUGUUGGAGAAAGGGAACCUAAUUGAAACAACGCUAGCAGAAAGUGAAAUAAUACCAAAGAAAAAUAAUCAGUAUUCUAAAGACAAUUACCUAUCAAAUGCAGCUAAAAAGGAUUCCAAAAGUCCAAUUGGGCAGAACUGUGCUUUCAAGUAUUCUGAUUACAUUUUUCAAAAUGAAGCUGAAAUUAAGAGGAAAGAAAGUUCUGCAAGUGCAGAGGCAUGCUUUGAUUUGUACAAAGACAGUGAUUCAAGUGACCAAGCAUCCUUCUCAUCUUUGCCGACUAUUGCCAAUGACCCAGUAACUUCUGUUUAUGGUGCCAAAGAUAACAAUUCUAGACUUCAGAUACAUUACACUCCAAAGAGAAACCACAAUAAUUCUUCUAGUCCUUAUGCCAAAGUUAUGACUCCAAGCUCUGGGGUCUACCGAUUUCAAAGUCCAUUGACAUCAUAUAACAGUACACCAAAUUUGGCUGAAAAUUCUGAUGAAGAUGACAGAAAUGAGAUGAAUGGUUGUCUUUAUAGAAAUAGAUCAACUGAAUGUUUGGCUACACCCCACUUUUUGAAACCACAUCAAGCUGUUUUAGAUUUCUAUCAGAAUUAUUCUUAUGUUAGAGGUUCUGCUAGUAACCUUCAUCAAAUCCCUACUGUGCCAAUAAGAAAAAAGAAGCUGAAAAAAUUAGAGGACAUAUAUAAUUAUUGCAAUUCAGAAAACACAUUUGAAGUAAAGGUACAAAAGAGCAGUCGUGGCUUGGGCCUCAGUAUUUCAGGAGGGAUAGAUGCAUUUGGUCGCGACUAUUUCUCUCAGUUGAUCCGAAUACGAAAGCUUUAUCCUUUACAGCCAGCUCUGGAAUGUGGAAAACUGGUUUUAGGAGAUGUUAUAUUAGAAGUAAAUGGUACAAAGAUGGUUGGAUUAACAAAUACUGAAGCUCUAGAAGUUUUACGAUCUGCCCCUACAGAAGUGAUUUUAAAAGUGUUCAGACCUUCGAAAUCACUUAUUCCUGCUUUCUCAACAUUUAAGGGAGGAAUUUGGCCAUUUUUUGAUUCUUCUUCCAGUUCUGCGAGCAGUUCCCUCUCUAGAACUGAAGCAAAUGUGUAUAAUGUAGAGACAGGAGAAUUCGAAGUCACUCUCGUGAAAAGGGGAGGUAGCUUAGGAUUUACCAUCUCAAAAAAAGAGGGACUACUUGGAGGUUCAGAUGAAGGAAUUUAUGUGAAGGCACUUGUAAGAGAACCUGCCAUGUCUGAUGGAAGAAUACAACCCGGUGAUAAAAUAGUGAAGGUUAAUGGUACUGACAUGUCCACAAUGACUCAUGCAGAAGCAAUAGAGUUUAUGCGCAAUACACCAAAUUCUGUCACACUAACUUUGUUUCGUACAGAACCUCCACUAACACCUGGAUGCUUGGAUGAAGACUAUUCCAUAACAAAACCAUUGCGAUGGGAAGCAGUGGGCUUGAUAAACGAUCGCUUAAAGCAAAAAAAGAAUUCUGAUGAAAAUGGGGUUCCAUCAAGAAAACUAAAGAGAAAACUUGGAAGAAUAUCUAAUGCACCAAGCAAUUCCUCCUCUGAAAGCUCUGAUAGUUCCAAUUCAUCCAGCGGUCAAGAACAUGUUAUUGAAGAAAUGGUUGAGCCUUGUGAUUCAGUUGAUGACUUGAGUUUGGAAGGCAUUGGACUUCAAAGGAAUCAAAGACCAAAAUCCCUAGAUAUGUUGAAUUCAUCUGAUCGAAAAAGAUAUCCUGCAUAUACCGAUGAAGAAAGUUUUCAUCGACAGUCCAGCGUCAUGUGCUCCAAUGCUGAUUCAAAAAAUAAAAAUGAUGAAGGCCAAAAUGACAGCUCAUCUGAAAAGGCUGGGAAAAAUUUAUUGAAAUGGAGAGGAAGUACCUUGCCUCAUACUGAUGAGCCUGAUAAUCCUGAUAUCAGUCUUGAUAAAUGUUCUACCUCUAUAAUCAGUCUUGAGAAUGAAACCUCUGUUGAAUCCACAUCAGAUGAUGAAAAACCAGUACCAUUUCCAAGGACAACAAGUUGUUCGGAGUAUUGGGUAAACACUUUUGAUGUGGAGUUGGAUAGAGGUUGGCAUGGUCGUUUGGGUUUCAGUUUACAUGAUCCACCUCCUGAGUCACCAAAUUCUCCAAGAAAUAUAUUGCCAAAAGCUGCAGAAGUAAAAGCUGUGUAUCCCGGUAGUUUGGCUGACAAAGAUGGAAGAAUUAAAGUUGGAGAUCGCUUAAUUCGAAUAAUAAACAGAGAAUGUCUGUUAAAUAAAUCUGCAACAGAAGUAAUCGAAAUUUUAAGAAGAACAGGAGGUUUAAUUAAAAUGGUUUUUUGUCGAUUGGAAAAACGGACAUGAACACCAGGACCGAAUAAUUCCUUCUAGUCACAAAUUGUAAUAAUCAGUCUCAAUUAUACAGGUCAUAUUAUUGCCAUACUUGUUUGUUUUAAUGAUUUAGCUGCUAGCAUUUGACAGAAUCUCAUGAAACUUGCUUGUAUAUUCUUCAUUCCCAUUUUUAUUUCAUGAAAGAAAGGAAACUGUUUGCUCUGACUGCAUUUAGAACUUGUAUUUGAUUAUUUCUGCAAAGUUUUGUUUUCUGUAAUUACUUAUUUAUAUUUCCUUAAAUGAUCUUAGUGCAUUUGAACACAAAUGAUUGAUGCCAGCACUGUUUUAAGAUAAAUAUUACAAAUAGUAUGAACUUGAUUCAAGUUUAAAUGUAUUUUGGACCAAAUAUGAUGAUACCUCUGCAUUUUCUGCAUGACAGUAUUUUUUUAAAGAUAAAUUUUUUUUUAUUAAUAUUUAUUGUUUUUUAAAUAUGUGUGUCAUAUAAAUUAAAAACAAUUUUGAGAUAUAUGUAUACAUUUUUGCAGCAAUAAUACUUUUUUUAGUCCAUUCAUAUCAUUCUGGUAAAAGUAUGUGAUAAUUACCCAUGCCUUACAAUGAGUUGUGACAUAAUUUCAUAUUUUUCAACAUCUGUAGUUGCAUCAUUUGUAAUAAAUAUUUCUCGAUAUAUGACAUCUAACUGAAUAUUAUGUAGACUAUAUAUUUUUGACUUUGAAACUUAAAUUAGAUGCACUGAAAUAUAUAUACAUAUAUUUAACAUUUACUGCUCACUAUUUUGUCAAGUUUAUAGUUAUGCACUGAUUGCAUUUACAUUUUUCUAUGUUAACAUUAUUUGUAGAUGAUACCUAAAAGUUCACAACUUCAUGUUAGUUCAAUUUAGAUAAAUGAAACAUUAUUUUUUUUUCUAUAAAAGCACCAAAAUUCAAAUUUUGCAUUUAUUCACUAUUGUAAUCAGGUUCUAGUUUUUAUGUUUUUGUAAUUCUUGCCAUAUAAUUAGGUUAUGAAAAAAAAUAUUGCACUUAUGAUUUCUAAAAUGUGAUUGUCUUUUCAGAUUGUGUAGUACAUUUUUCACUUUUAGAUUUUGAAUUAGUGAAUUUGCAAAUCUGUGUGCACUUGAAUAUAUAUCAGAGAAAAAAAUCUUAUUGCAUUUCACCUCAAUGCCUUUCACAAAUGUGCCUAUUUCACUUACAUAGUAAUGACUAUUUUGUUAUUGAAUGUGAAAUUUCAAAUAAUUAAAUGGAACUUGCAUUUCUGAUAGCAAUACUUUUCUUCUUAUAGAUUUUUUAAUAUUAAAUACAAUUGUUGUUAAACGAUCUCCGUCCAUUAUCUUUUAAAUAAAUAUAAAUCCAAAGUAUAUUUAAUUUUUAAAUUGACAUGUAUAAUAUGUUGUGUGCACUGAAGUCUUUCCAUGUUUUUUAUGUAUUGCCAUAAAUGUAUGCAUUUUUCCAUGCGGAUUUUUUUUCUUUUCAAUUUGAUUAGAAAAAUGGGACCAAUUUUAAUAACUUUUGUGCACUUGCCUGAGAAAAAAAAAUUACUAUUUUCCAUAAUAUUAUAUUACUGAUUAUCAUAAUUUCUUGCUUGAAACAGCAAGUUAAAAUAGUUUCGGCUAUUAAUGCCUUCCAUUGCUCAUUCAUUUUGUCGUAUAUUGUACUGUAGAAUUCCAAGUAUAUCACUUGUAAAUUGUUAUGAAGAAUAAAUAAUAAAUUUUGUUAUAAUCUUGA